Molecule: messenger RNA, 2223 nt
Organism: Gadus morhua (Atlantic cod)
Lineage: Eukaryota; Metazoa; Chordata; Actinopteri; Gadiformes; Gadidae
Gene: jdp2b
Product: Jun dimerization protein 2b
Exons: 6
Coding region: 417-914 (165 amino acids)
Biological process (GO): regulation of transcription by RNA polymerase II
Cellular component (GO): nucleus
Molecular function (GO): DNA-binding transcription factor activity, RNA polymerase II-specific; RNA polymerase II cis-regulatory region sequence-specific DNA binding
Source: RefSeq, a predicted model, not a curated record
AUUGCAUCAUUGCUAAAAGAAGACUGCCAACUUAUCUCUGAGAUGCCCUCGCUAUGCAUGUCUUUCCCCCUGCAGUGCCAGGUCCCAUGUAUGGAAUGCUUUGAGGGGGAAAGCGGUCUCAUGGCUGGAGGGCUUCAGGGGACAGGCAGGGGCCUGCACAAACUCUCCCUCUCCUUUAGCCCCCUCUUCUUUCAUUCCUCCUCCCUGAUUGCAUUAGUGGAGGACCGCGGUUGAACCCUCUGUGAGACGGAGGGAGACCUGGCAGAGUGUCGGUGCGUGGCGGUGGCGGCACGGUCUGCUUUUUUUAAAAGUAUGUUCCACAAUAAAGGACUCCUGGAAGCCUUCGAACGCCCCGGAGCGCGUUCAGCGGGAAGAACACCAAACCAAACACGGCGGAGGCGGCCGGCGUGGAGGACAUGAUGCCGGGUCAGAUACCGGAGCCCUCGCUAGCCCCGGGCUCACUGCCCAGCCUGGGCCCGCUGGCCGGGAUCUCGGCCACCACGCUGACGGACCAGCUCAAGCUGCACGCCGACUUCAGGCAGCUGGGCGCCAUGCUGCACCCUCUGCACUUCCUGGACCGGCUGGGCAAGAGGCCGCUGGCCAUCAAGACAGAGAUGGACGAGGACGACGAUAGGAGGAAACGACGGCGGGAGAAGAACAAGGUUGCCGCCGCGCGAUGCCGGAACAAAAAGAAGGAGAGGACGGACUUCCUUCAAAAGGAGUCGGAGCGUCUGGAGACGGUGAACUGCGACCUGAAGGCCCAGAUCGAGGAGCUGCGUGUGGAGCGCCAGCAGCUCAUGGUGAUGCUCAACCUGCACCGGCCCACCUGCAUCGUGAGGACCGACAGCGUCAAGACCCCCGACGGGGAGGCCAACCCCCUGCUGGAGCAGCUAGCCCGGACCCCGCCCAAGUGAAGCAGACCACAGCAGCACAAACAACAACAACAACGACGACGACGACGACGACGACAACAAAGGCACUGAUCGAAAAUCGAUUGAAUCAAAACGACACAAACUGAAAAACUGAGACUAGGCAAACCCUCAAUCGAGCACUACUGCGGCGGCCAUUUUCUGUGACUCAAGGGGAAGAAGAAGAGGGAGACGAGGAGGAGGAGGAGGAGAUGGAGAGAGAGGAAGGACAGAACGGACACACUUGUCUACAUAAGCACUUGAGCUCUGAGCUGGGAGCAUUCAGAGACUCGCCUUCAGAGGCACAGAGACCUCAGAGGGGGGGGGGGGGGGGGGCUUGCUACACGAGCUGGCUCUAUCCAAUCAGAAGACUAGGAGGACCCCCCCCCUCCCCCCUCCCGGCCCUGUUUAUCUGCAUUAACUCCUUUCUUUUUUUUAUACUUUCUGGUUGGCUUUUUGUUGACAAACCCGCCGUGCCUCAUCGCUACCGUAACCGUGGUUACACAAUGGGACACACAGGGAGGAGAGUGGAACGACUGGAAGCCGAACAGACUCGACACACUAACGCCAAGACGGUGCUCUGUCACAAAACGCCUGAGUCAGGGGUGUGUGUGCGUGUGUGUUUGUGUGUGCAUGCGUGUGUGGUUGCGUUAGCCUGUGUGUGUGUGUGUGUGUGUGUGUGUGUGUGUGUGUGUGUGUGUGUGUGUGUGUGCGUGUGUGUAGGAGCCAACAAGGCGAAGUGUUUCCGCGGUUUUCCUUCGUAUUCUAGUAAAAUAUAUACAUGCGUUUUUUUUUUUUAAGCAUUUGAUACUCGAACACCAAAACAGAAAAGAGAGAGAGCGAGAGACAGAGAGCGUGCGACAGAGGCGACAUCUCUGCUCGGGUUUUUAUAAUGUUUGUUGGUUUUAUACGAUACGGUUGAACCAGUCCUUGCGUGUUGGCGCAGGCGUCACGAUAAAGCACAUAUACUAAAACACAUGGAAUGUUUACACGCGUGUUCCUUCGGCCAUGUUGUCUGUCCAUUAUUGUACCUGUUUUAUACGGCUUUAUACAUGACAAUACGUAAAACAUAUAUUAUGACAUGCUUGUCGGUCACUUGAUGUGAUCGAGUUUUAACUUUAUUAUUACGGUCUACUCUUUUUUUUUGUUUUUCCUUAGUCCACUUUUGUGUUUUUAUUGCGCUGUUAAACAGACGUAAGGAAUUAAGCAGAAAUCGUAAUCCGCUGAGCAGAAAUUCAAUUUCAAUGUUUUCAACUUGCACCUACUAUGUAUCUUUAUUAGUCUGUAUGGAAUAAAUUUUAUUUUCAAACUAUGA